AUGUGGAACAAGGAUCAAUUGCACUUAUUAAUUGCUAAAAGAAGAAAUAGAAAUGCUAAGUAUCAUGAUAUUCCUGGAAGUAGUAGGGGUAAAUUUCAAAAUCUUGUAAGAGAUCAUACUCAGGAAAUUGUGCAGGGCAUAGAACCAGAACUGGAGUAUGAUACUUUGAGGAAUUACGUUCAUGUUUUUGAGAGAGCCAGAAGAAGAGAAAAAAGAUGGCGAAAUCACACUCCACUACCAACUUAUAAAGAAGUUUCAUCAAUGAUAAAUAUGAGUCGCCAUGAAUUUCUCACUGAUAAUGUAAGUAAUAUAAAUGAUACAGAUAGGAAUUCAGGCUAUAACACUAAUGAUGUAAGUAGAAAUUUAGAUAAUGCGACAUAUUUAUCUUUACCUAAUUUAGCAAAUACUAUCUCAACCUCUAAUAUUUCUGCAUCACAAAAUAAUAGUAAUAUUAGUAUGCUCGAUAUAGGAGGUAGCCAACCUUCCUGUAUAGAAAAUAUAAAUAAAGAGGAUUAG
This is a messenger RNA of Scutellospora calospora, 516 nucleotides long. The record is from the annotation of a GenBank genome assembly. Lineage: Eukaryota; Fungi; Glomeromycota; Glomeromycetes; Diversisporales; Gigasporaceae.